AGACCGAAAUUCCUCGAUGCCCAUGAAAGAACAUGACAAAGAGGCAGAUCUUAACGUGUUUACGUAAUUUAUUAUCAAGAGAUGUUUGUCAUGCUGUGGAAAGAAAAUAUCUUGCAGCAAAUGCUAGUUUACUGCAGACCAACUGUGUUAAGAACUAUCACCAGACAACGCCAUUGAUGUUCUAUAAUCGAUUUAAAUCCCGAAAAGAAGUGAAAAAGAAAAGUAAGGAAGAAGAGGAACAGGAUAGGGAAAUAGACGCCAAACUCGUGGAGGAGAAAGUGAAAGAACUUGAUGUAGUAACAAAGAUCCCGUACAAAAUUAAUGUGGCCUCUUUUGAGAGCAAAACAGAUAGGUUUGUGAACAGAAUUUUUAAACAAGUGGAACAAAGUGGUGAAAAAACCCAGGAAACAUUCAACACCGCUGUUAAGAUUUACAAACUGAAUGCUGGGCUGUAUAUGAGAGGGCAUAUAGAGUUUGGAGAAGUAGCUCUGAGUAAACUUGAGGAAUAUGAACUGCAGUAUAAUCUAGAAGUUUACAAAAUGAUAUUCAGCAUAUUUCCAGAGGGAAAGUAUCUACCCACAUCUAAGAUUGCUGCAGAAUUUACACCAUUCCCACGACAACAGGAUGCUGCACUGCAGAUAUUAACUAAAAUGUUUGAUAAUGGAGUUAUACCAGAUGAAGAAUUUGGCAGAAUGAUAAUAUCUAGAUUUUCCCAAAGAUCCAAAGUCUUUACAAGAUACCUGAGGAUGUUGUAUUGGAUGCCAAAGUUUAAGUAUAUGAACCCCUGGCCAAUUCCCAGACCUCCACCAAAGGACCCCAUUCAGCUCGCUGUCUUGGCUCUCAAGAGAAUGAGUUUUGAUUUGGAAACAAAGAUAACAGUUGUGAAUGAUUCAAAAGAAAGUGAGAUCUCAGCAACAAGGAGUGGUAAGUUUAUAGCCAGUGCACAGAGUCCUAAACAGAGGGAACUUCUCUCCAGACAUCCCUCAUCUAAACCCAUCAUAGUGGAGGGGGAACAUUAUGUCUAUCUCCGGAAAGUUUGUCAGAAAGUGUUUUUCCUUAAAACGGACCCAGAGGAAGAAAUAACAGGAGAGGACCCUGACUAUUAUAAAGCCCUCAAGGAGGAGGAUGUAGAAGACAUGUUCAACUUCACAACCCCUCUGUCUGGUGAGGAACAGACAGCUCUCGUCCCCAAGAAGUCAGUCCAUGAGCAGGAGGAUGGGACAGUGUACGCUAUGUGUAUAACAAGUGACUCAAGUAAGGAAUCCCUACAGGACUGGAUUCAGUUCCUACAAACCACAAACUCAGCACUGGAACAUAUACCUGUUUUAUUUAGGAUUAAAGAUGCAGACUCUUUACUGAAAGAAACUAUUAGACAGGAAGAAGAAGAGGAAUUAUGAGAUUAGAUAUUUUAGGGAAAAUAAAAAAAAUAAUCAUUA
Molecule: messenger RNA, 1436 nt
Organism: Saccostrea echinata
Lineage: Eukaryota; Metazoa; Mollusca; Bivalvia; Ostreida; Ostreidae
Product: evolutionarily conserved signaling intermediate in Toll pathway, mitochondrial-like
Exons: 6
Coding region: 33-1397 (454 amino acids)
Cellular component (GO): mitochondrion
Source: RefSeq, a predicted model, not a curated record